Molecule: messenger RNA, 2568 nt
Organism: Durotheca rogersii
Lineage: Eukaryota; Fungi; Ascomycota; Sordariomycetes; Xylariales; Xylariaceae
Exons: 3
Coding region: 1-2568 (855 amino acids)
Source: RefSeq, a predicted model, not a curated record
AUGCAGGCUGACGAACCAGCAUCUCUUGAGGAAGCACUUUCUCUCCUCUCCCAACUCAGGAGGGAGCGUGCUGAGGAGCGCGAACGGGUGGAAAGGGAACGUGCCGAGGAGCGUAAGCGGGUGGAAAGGGAGCGUGCCGAGGAGCGCAAGCAGGUGGAAAGGGAGCGUGCACUUCACGCUUUAGAACAGGAACAGCUCCGCCAAGAUGUGCUCGCCGUCAAGCAAGCGUUUCUCGCGAGACAACGAGAAUUCGAGCAGAAGGAUCAGGAGCGGGAACAAGAGGACCGGAAGCAAACCCUCGAGGAAUACCUCGCCCAGACGUCCAACUCGGCCCUGAACCUCCCCCGCCUCCUCCCUUCAAAACCUUCGCAAUCGCUCGACUCGAAGACGAAACGGGCUACUACCGGACGGACGAACAUCCACGGAAAAUACUAUCCUCUCCGACUCUGCCAUUGGUCUGACUUUCUGGAGCUCCACCAGCAAAACUUCUCUCGUCUACGAGAUGUUCUCUCGCAGCAGCGGUUACUUCCGUCGCUCAGAGAAGUAUCCCUCUUUGAAACCCGCACUCGCGAGAAGUUGUCCCAACAAUUCCGCGAGUCGAAUGCCUUUUUCAACGAGAAGAGAACGUCUUUAUUCCUGGACGAGACCCUACAAAUCCCCGCUGGCAAGAUUGUCAACGCGUAUCUCAACACCACGAGCGACCCUCGAACAAUCUUUUUCGACGAUCGUGCUGCUGGGUACAACGCGUCCGAUUCUUCUGAAAACAACUCUCAGUCUGCCGUAAACCGCAUGACGCAACCGGAUUGUGUUGUCCUAGCAGCCGCUGCCCAACAAUCACCGGAGAACGCCUUAGAUGGACAGGGCCAAGGAGAGGACAAUGAUGCACUCCCCGGUAUGCUUGUGUCUCGCGUCACCAUAGGAGAGCACAAGCCAACCCAUAAGCUACGGCAGGCCGACGUUUCUAAGAUUCUCUCAUCUCUACCAGAAGAUUACAUCCACCAGCUCGCGCAACGGCGACAAAAUGCGGCUCCAGAUCCCUCCAUCGAGGCGCCGGUCAGCGUAGAGGAUCUCUCCAUAGGAUCUUCUACCCCACCUACCACUAGCUCAGCCAAGUCAAUCCGAAACCAAGUCUACUUAGCUUACGCGUUAGCCCAAACGUACCACUACAUGAUAGUGUCAGGCUUGGAGUUUGGCUAUCUAGCUUCGGGCGAAAUUCUCAUCUUGCUCCGCAUCCCUCAGGAGGAUUGUUCAACCCUGCUCUACCACGCUACCCUUCUCCCCGAAUAUGCCCAGGGCGAGUCGCAAGGGAGCAUGGAUGCCAACACGGCAAACGAGGACGCGCUCCGCGGGCUUGCUGUAUCCAAGCUCUGCAGCUUGUGUGUUCUCGCGCUCAGCGAUCAGGAUACCCCACGCUCCGUGCGCUGGAGGACGACGGCGGUCGCAACCCUGCCGAUAUUUCCAAGGCCUCGGGCUUCGGGUAACGCGACGCCGUCUGAGACUUCGCGGCAGCGGUCGACCUCCACCUCAUCGCGAUCGUCUCACCAGGAUCCCGGCAGUUCCUUAGGCAGACGGCGUAGGGACGAUGACGAUGAAGGUGACGACCGCGGACGCAAUACGCGGUCCCGCUUGCCUCCCCUGGCCCACGCAUCGCGAAUGUCAUCCCCGUUGAAACACUCCGAGGUCUCUACUCCGCAUGAGCCACGUGAGACGGGCGGCGGGUCGAAGAAAUCCAUGCAGCCUGAUUUUCGACCCUACGAUACCAAGUCCCUUCUACCAAUACGCCCAUACUGCACGCAGGCCUGUCUUCACGGGCUGGCCUUCGGGGAAGAGCUCGACUACAAUUGCCCCAACAUCCUACUGCAUGAGCACGCGGCUUGCCAGCUGCACAAUCAGCCGUCAAACUUACACCCGAUAACCCGGGAGGUGCUCUCAGAACUCGUCAGGUUGCAAUUGGAACGAGAUCCGGAGCUGGACUGCGAAUGCUACGUCGACUGCGGUCUCUCUGGGGCCAUCGGGUAUCUAUUCAAGAUCACCUUGACUUGUUACGGAUACACAUUCGUGGCCAAAGGCGUGCAGUCGUUCCACAGCCACAAGCUAGCUCGGGAGACGGCCAUCUACGAGAGACUAGCCGAUGUCCAGGGCUCGCUGAUACCGGUACAUCUAGGCCUCAUAGAGCUCAUCGUGCCAUAUCCGAUGGUUAACUUCUGUCUUGUUACCCACAUGAUGCUGAUGUCGUACGCCGGCCUGCCGCUCUACUCCACCAAACUCCACAAGCGCUCUAAACGCCUGGGGUGGGACAUAGACUGGGAUCGGGAGGCUGAUCGCACGUUACGAGAACUUGAGGGCCAUGGGCUUGAGGAUGACGAUGACAACGAAUCCAACUUAGCUUGGGACGAAAAUGUACGGAGAGUCAUCAAGAUAGACUUUGACCAAGCUCGCGUACCCCUAACGAAACGGUCCUUCGGUUCAGAUAGGUGCGUUAACGGAGACGACAUCUACCUGCGACCUAGAAAGCGGCCUCGCCGCAGGGAGGGCGCAGUUUCUGUCGAGGGGCUUCUCUUAAGCUGA